UCCUGGGUCACGUGGCGAGGGAGCGGCCCCGCCCCCACCCGCCGGAGUGCGCCUGCGCGGCCCGGGCCCGAUCGCUGCUGCCGGGCUCAGGCUGCUCCACGCGGCUCGCGCCGCCGGGAUGCUUUUCUAUUCGUUCUUCAAAUCCCUGGUGGGGAAGGACGUGGUGGUGGAGUUGAAAAACGAUCUGAGUAUCUGUGGGACCCUCCAUUCUGUGGAUCAGUACUUGAACAUCAAGCUGACCGACAUCAGCGUGACGGAUCCGGAGAAGUACCCCCACAUGCUGUCGGUGAAGAACUGCUUUAUCCGGGGCUCCGUGGUGCGCUACGUGCAGCUGCCGGCAGACGAGGUGGACACGCAGCUGCUCCAGGAUGCCGCACGCAAGGAGGCGCUGCAGCAGAAGCAGUGAUCUCCCCCCCGCUCCCCAAAACACGCCCCCCCCCCGUCGCAGGGGGCCCUGGGCAGAGACCCGCCCUACCCGGCUGCUUCCCUGCCAGCCUAAAAUCCUCCCUGCUCGGCAACUCCUGCCACUGGACCAUGGGGCAACUGGUGCUCCCGGACGCCUGGGUCCGUGGCUGCUCCCCGUCCUGGUUGGGAGCAGGAGCUGAGCCCCUAUCCAGGAGCCCGGAGGCCUGGGUUCUUCCUUUUCAUCCUAUGCAAGCCCAGGCCUCCGGACUCCUGGGUUCAUCUGAGCUUGUGCUCAGGAGGGAACAGGAAGAGCAGAGGGGAAUCCGGGGCCCUGCAUGGGGGCUCAGCUUCUACUCUAGAGAAUUGGGUGGGGCUGUGCCCUUUCUAGGGCCCUGGAUGCCUGGGUUCAAUCCCCCUGCCCCCCAAUAUCCCCAGAUCUAGGACACCUGAAUUCUGUGUGCUCCCUGAGCUGCUUAUCUCUCAUGGGAUGAAUAUCGGGGCAGUUCCUAGGUUUGUUGUGUCUCUCCCCCUUUGGGGAAAAGAUUUUGCAGGGGGUCCCUUUUAGUUCUGGUUUGAAUCUCUCCAGCCCCCCUCUUUCACCUCCAGGGCCAUGGCCAGUUAACCCUCAUUUUUAUUUUUAAACUCUAAUUUCUCCCUAUUCUGUAAGGGGGGGUGUUUAGUCCCCCCCACCAUAUCUUUGGGCGGGGGCAGGGACUGAGCUCCUGGGGUGCCAUUAACCCCAGUCGCUCCCCAGCGGGCAGAAAUCUGGAAGAGUUGUGGGGUGUUUGAAUUUCCUCUCCAUUUCACGGGGGGUGGGGGGCUGAAGUUUUUUUAGGGUUUGGGCUGAGGGGGCUGAAGGGCUUUUUGUAUGUUUGAUUCGUGGCUCGAAGACUUAGGCGGAAUAAAAGUUUGGAGCCUGGUUACAAACUUUUGUUCUUG
Messenger RNA from Caretta caretta (loggerhead turtle), 1344 nucleotides. RefSeq names its product LSM2 homolog, U6 small nuclear RNA and mRNA degradation associated (gene LSM2). Gene Ontology annotation, biological process: mRNA splicing, via spliceosome. The record is from RefSeq and is a predicted model, not a curated record. Lineage: Eukaryota; Metazoa; Chordata; Testudines; Cheloniidae. Gene Ontology annotation, cellular component: U4/U6 x U5 tri-snRNP complex; U6 snRNP; P-body. Gene Ontology annotation, molecular function: RNA binding.